This is a messenger RNA of Hemicordylus capensis (graceful crag lizard), 395 nucleotides long. RefSeq names its product late histone H2B.L4. The record is from RefSeq and is a predicted model, not a curated record. Bases 1 to 363 code for a protein of 120 amino acids. Lineage: Eukaryota; Metazoa; Chordata; Lepidosauria; Squamata; Cordylidae. Gene Ontology annotation, molecular function: structural constituent of chromatin; protein heterodimerization activity; DNA binding. Gene Ontology annotation, cellular component: nucleosome. The transcript is spliced from 2 exons.
AUGGCUGGUGAAGCGACCAAGAAGCGGGGGGGCCAGGCUGCCGCCGCCGGCGGGGGGAAAAGGGGCAAGCGCAAGGCCAGGCGCAAGGAGACCUACUCGGUCUACAUUUACAAAGUGCUGAAGCAGGUCCACCCGGACACGGGCGUCUUCUCCAAGGCCAUGAGCAUCAUGAACUCCUUGGUCAACGACCUCUUCGAGCGCCUGGCCCGCGAGGCCUCCCGCCUGGCGCAGUACACCAAGCGCUCCACCAUCACCAGCCGCGAGGUGCAGACCGCCGUGCGCCUCCUGCUGCCGGGCGAGCUGGCCAAGCACGCCGUCUCCGAGGGCACCAAGGCCGUCACCAAGUACACCGGCAGCAAGUGACGGCCGGCACCCCGCCCCGCCAAUAAAGCGGC